Messenger RNA from Micropterus dolomieu (smallmouth bass), 7083 nucleotides. It is a transcript of the gene smg6, whose product is annotated as SMG6 nonsense mediated mRNA decay factor. Lineage: Eukaryota; Metazoa; Chordata; Actinopteri; Centrarchiformes; Centrarchidae. The coding region runs from base 30 to 5087 and encodes 1685 amino acids. Gene Ontology annotation, cellular component: telomerase holoenzyme complex. Gene Ontology annotation, molecular function: telomerase RNA binding; protein binding; telomeric repeat DNA binding. The transcript is spliced from 19 exons. Gene Ontology annotation, biological process: nuclear-transcribed mRNA catabolic process, nonsense-mediated decay. The record is from RefSeq and is a predicted model, not a curated record.
GUGUUUGUUUUCAAGUAUAUCAAGCAAAGAUGGCGAACGAGCUGGACCGAGUGAGAAUCUCAGCUGCGGAACUCCGAGCUCAAACUUCGAAUUCAAUCAAUAUUUCUGACUGUCAGAAAGGCGAGAGGAAUCGAACUGGAUACAUGGAAGAAGAACAUGAGCAUCACGUACACAAGCAGCAAAGGAGGCGGGAAGGAAAGCGUCCGGAUCAGCAGCGCUUCCAGACGGUAGCUGGACAUGUACGCCGUCCCCAUGACAGUGAGGAAGGAGAAAGUGGUCAAGGUUAUCCCAUGGCCGCUGAUUCACAUAAGCAUGAUCAGCCAUCACAGAGUGAGACAAAGGGUGUCUCUGAAAAAGUUUUAGAGAGACAUGGGUGCACAGACGGUUGGACGAUUACCGACAAAAGGGACUUAGACGGGAUGAAAGGUGACUGCAGUAACACUCCGAACUGUAGAAAGAGCAGCCACUUACGUGCUAAAACGGAAGCAAGUCAAGCAAAAGGCUUUGUUGAAAAUGACAGAGAACACCAGGAACCGUCUGGAGCUGCUAAGCCGACAAGGAAAGCCCGCAAACCAGACAGAGAAUUUUAUCAACCUGGGAGCCGGAGGAACAUUCAGGGAAAGGACUGUGGAGUUGGAAGAGAGCAGGAUAAGCCUCCCCCUAAGAAGCAUGAACAGAAAACUGAAUCUGAAUCCCAGUUAAGUACAGGGGGAAAAGAGGGGAACAAAAAAGCAUAUACACAGAAGCAAGGUGGGAAAGAUAAAGAAGUAAAAGGUAUACAGGAAAAUUUAAAACUGUCUAAAUCUGGUGAGCCAGACAGAAAGCAACAAAGCCGCGAGGUGGAAAAUCCUCCAUUACUCUCUGAUGCUUCGGUGGAGAAAAUUACUUGCAAAGUAGAAAAGCUCAGUGUGAAAGAAAAGAGUAAAUUGGGAUGUGAAGGCCAAGAUGUUGAAGAGUUAAGUUGCAAGAGAGGGGAAACGACUGAAAGGAGAGGCCAAGGGGGAGGAACAAAAGAGGAGGAAGAAAAGGUACAGAAGAAGAGGGAAAAGGGAAAUCGCAGAAGAAGAGGUGGGGAGAAGGAAAAAGAGAGGAAUCCAGAUUCCAGAAGAGGAGGUGAUGAAGUCGGUGGUGGAGGAAAGAGUGACCGGGGGAAAGCUGAGAAGGGUAGAGAUAGGAGAGCUGCAGAAUCAGAUAGGGAUAACAAACCAGUUAAGACAGGAGAGACACACCAAAGCAAAGGAAGAGAGAAUCGUGCAGAAAGCAGAAAAGGUGACAACAAUAACAACCGGUCCAGAGAUACUGAGAAAGAUGCCAACACACAAAGAAAUGGAGAGAGGGCUAUUGAAAGAAGCGAUAGAAACAAAUACAAUGCAAACACCGGUGUCACAACACCGACCUCAAAACGCUAUUCCAAAUCAGAUAUUCGGCGCUCAAGGAAUCGGACUUACAGCAGUAGCUCAGCCAGCAGUGUGACCAGCCUGGAUGGUCCUGGACUAAGAAUGGAUAUGGAGAGUACCAAGUGGUCCCGCUUGGAGCCUAGGCACAAUAACAAAGGGGGGAUUGCUAAUAGUGGAGAAGGACGAAGGAGUCAUUUACAAAGCUGGACAACCAAUGGGGAAUCAUCAACAGAAUCACUGGAAGGGAGUGAGAUGAGUGACAUAGCAGAAGAUAGAGGUAGGAGAAGAAGAGGUGGGGAGGAAGAGCUCAGUACAGAGAGGCAGAGGGAAGAAAGGAACAGAUCAAAGGGAAACAAGGGUGGAGGUCGGGGAAUCCUAAAGGUUUCUCUAGAACAGUCAGGUAUCUUGUCACCUAGUGGGGUUGCACAAUAUCACAAGCAAGGCUUGGUUCCUCGUGGCAGAGGUGGAGGUAUUUUGGUGCUUCCCGCCCGUACAGAGAUCUCCAAUUCACCUGAGGUUGGGCAAAGGCUUCUUUUUGGUGGAAUUAGGGGAGGAGCAGCUUGCAGGAGUAGAGGGGGCAGAGGAGGAGGAAUGAGACGACUCUGGGAUCCAAAUAACCCAGACCAGAAACCUGCUCUUACCAGCACCCAAUCCUCACAGCAUUCAUCUCUCCAACAGCCUAUAUAUCUUCAGACGGGGACUGGGUAUGGACAACUUCACUUUCUGGACACAGAUGAUGAGAUAGCAGGCAGUCCUCCAGUCCCGCAGGGUGAGCACUUUCGAUCCAAGCAGGCUGCUGCCAUGGCCUACUACAAAUUCCAAAACUCUGACAACCCCUACAGUUACCCCAUGUCCACCAGCAACCCUCAUAAUCCUGGCACCACCACAAGCCAGCGCUAUCCAUAUCCCUAUCAUAUGGGGCCCUACCAAAUGGGUCCUCCUAAUGGAAUAUACCCCAGCCCUGGUGUGGGUCAGUUCUGUGGGAAUUACCGGGGAGCAGGUUAUUCCCAGCCAGGUGCAGGCGGUUUGACAUAUGAAGAGGUGGAGCAACAAGCUAGAGGGGAGCUGGGGAGGUUGCUGAGGGCUGCAGAUGCACAGGAGCUCCAGCUCAGUAACCUGCUGUCGAGGGAUAGAGUGAGUGCUGAUGGACUGGAUCGCAUGGCCCAGCUCAGAGCUGACCUUUUGGGGCUGUAUGAGCAGGUCAUCCUGACAGACAUCGAGUUCUCAGACUCUCAGAGCGCAGAUCAGGCUUUGUGGAAGAACGUCUUUUACCAGGUCAUUGAGCGCUUCCGGCAGUUACUCAAAGACCCCACCUACGACAACGCACCUCAUAUCAGAAACAUGCUGCUCACGCUACUUGACGAGGGAACAGUAUUCUUUGAUGCGCUGCUUCAGAAGCUGCAGGCAGUGUACCAGUUCAAGUUAGAGGAUUACAUGGAUGGCAUGGCUAUCAGGGCUCGGCCAUUACGAAAAACGGUAAAGUAUGCACUUAUCAGUGCUCAGCGCUGUAUGAUUUGUCAGGGAGAUAUAGCACGUUACCGGGAACAAGCCAGUGACUCGGCCAACUACGGCAAGGCUCGCAGCUGGUACCUGAAAGCCCAGCAGAUUGCCCCCAAAAAUGGACGACCAUAUAACCAGCUGGCCCUGCUGGCAGUCUAUACAAAGCGGAAGUUGGAUGCUGUGUAUUAUUACAUGCGCAGCUUGGCAGCUUCCAACCCCAUCCUGACUGCAAAGGAAAGCCUGAUGAGUCUGUUUGAGGAAGCCAAGCGUAAGACUCUGUUCUUGAAGGCAGAGCAGCUUGAGCGAAGGAGGAGACAGGAGCAUGAGGGAGGCUCCAGGGGUCCAGCAGUAAGAGGAAGAGGAAGAGGGGAAGAUGGAGCACGUGUGGAGAUUUGGAUUCGCCCCAGCGGACAAGCAGCAAACUCAUCCUCACAGAGAGGAGGCAGUGAAUCCAGCAGAGACUCUGAACAGGAUGGAGAGCUGGGCAGUCUCAGCGCUAGUGAUCUAAAUAAGAGGUUCAUCUUGAGUUUCCUGCAUGCACAUGGAAAGCUCUUCACUAAAGUGGGCAUGGAAUCCUUCCCAGGAGUGGCUAGCCGUGUGUUGCAGGAGUUCAGGACGCUGCUCCAGCAUGGCCCUUCCUUACUGGGCAGCACGCACUUGCUGCAGAUCAUUACCAUCGACAUGUUCACCAUUCACAAUGCUCACAACCGAGGUGAAGAAGGAGAAGUGCGGCACGUUUUACAAGAGCAAAGCACUGCCCUGGGUAUCGGCAUGUUUGCACUGCUGGUGCAGCGCUGCACAGAGCUGCUCAGGGACACUCCUGCAGAACCAGUCCCCGUGGCAGAUGGAGAGGAGAGGGGUAAAGGGGAGGAGCUGGAGGGUAUGGUGAGGGUCUCUGCCUUCCCACUGGACCUUAGAGAACUACUGCCAAGCAUCAAGGUCUGGUCUGACUGGAUGUUAGGUCAUCCCGAACUGUGGAACCCACCACCAUGCAAUAUAGAUUGCUGCCCUGAUGUCUGGCAGUGCCUUGCAGACCUGUGUAAUAUGCUGGCACGCGUGGACCAUGAGGAAGUGCCGCUGUACAAAGCUGACACUGAAGAAAGCGAGGGAGAUGAGGAGUUGACUGUGCUGCAGUUGAAGGAGGACAAGCUUCUUGCUGGCUUUGUACCACUGCUGGCUGCACCACAGGAGCCCUGUUACACAGACAGGCACACUGACAUGGCAAUAGCAGCAGAUUGUAAGAGAGUGACAGUGCUGAAGUACUUUCUGGAGGCUUUGUGUGGACAGGAAGAGCCUCUGUUGGCCUUCAAGGGAGGCAAAUACAUCUCUGUGGCAACUUCUCCUCCACCUAGCUGCUCAAUGGAUACAAGGAGCAGGCAGGAUUCUCUAACAGAGAAAGAGGCUGAUGAUGUCAUAGUCGAGGCAGAGUCCUCUCUCUCCGCAUCAGAAGAGGAGGAGGAUCCCGAGGAGGCGGGAGAGAGUGAGAAUGACAUCAGACAGCUGAAGGCGCGCCGCCACGCCCUCACCAACAAACUGGCACAGCAGCAAAAGCGAAGGGAUAAAAUACAGGCGGUGCUGCAGACAGGUGGGCAGUUGGAGCUGGAAGUGAGGCCUCUCUUUUUGGUUCCAGAUACCAAUGGAUUCAUUGAUCACUUGGGAGGGCUGAAGAAACUCCUUCAGUGUGGGACAUACAUAAUAGUUGUGCCACUCAUCGUGAUUACAGAGUUAGACGGCUUGGCUAAAGGCCAGGACAACUUUGGUGGCGGAGUGGGGUCAGGAGGGCGCGGCACCGGCAGUCGUGGCAACUAUAAUGUUACUGCGGCCCAUGUGCGGGCCGUGCAGGAGAAGGCCCGGUUGGCAGUGGCUUUCCUAGAAAAAGGAUUCGAAGCCAGGGAACCGUACCUCAGAGCACUGACAAGCAGAGGAAAUCAGCUAGAGUCUAUUGCCUUCCGCAGUGAAGACACCUCUGGACAGCAGGGUAACAAUGAUGAUGUGAUUCUGUCCUGCUGUCUCCACUACUGCAAAGACAAGGCAAAAGAUUUCAUGCCCGAUCAGAGAAAUGGGACAGUGAAGCUCCAGAGGGAGGUGGUACUCCUUACAGAUGACCGUAACCUGCGCGUCAAAGCUUUGACCCGCAACGUCCCAGUCCGAGACAUCCCUUCUUUCCUCAGCUGGGCCAAAGUGGGCUGAACCAGACUAAGCUGGAAUCAAAGGAACCCAACUGCUGAAGCCUGCUUGCCACUCAGCCAGGAGAGGAGACACACUUAAGCAGAGGAAGAAGAGGAGGAGAAAACAGGGGCGAGGAAAUGAUUAAGAAAGCAAAGCACCACUUCAUAUGAAUUACAAGCAAAUGUAGUGAGAGCAGGGUGGUUUCAGUGAGCUUUUUCCCCCUUGUGAUGGGGUGUGUGUGUGUGUGUGUGUGUGUGUGUGUGUGGGUGUUAAGAUCAGCGAGCUUCCCCAGAAAGAGACAGGGAGACAUGAAAAGUCUCAGGAAGGCUGGACUGGAAGGGAGUAAGGAGGUACAAAUGGAGCAAUUUGAUUUGUAAGUUGUCUGGUCCAGCCUUGAGCCUCUGCGCCUAGUCAGUGAGUGUGUACUCUGCAAGCAGUAUUCAAAUAUGGAGCUAAUUGUAGAAUGAGGCAGAGCGAGGGAGAGUGUUUAUGGUCAUUUAAUUGAUUAAAGACAGCAGUAAUGAAGGCCAUAACUGGCACUUCCACACUGCUCUGAGGGCCCAGUCAUAUAGACUGCUUUGGCCUCUGCAGUAAAGCAGAAAGAAAGGUAGGUGGAGAGAGGCACAGCUGGAGGGUCAUUGUGACUACAUUAAAAAGUGGCUAAUUAUAGUAAGGGUUAAUUAAGACCCCUCAUCCAACCUCAGUACCUCCAAGGAAUCGCGGAAGUGAUCGAUGCCUGUUUGGUAACUUGGGUUGUUCUUCCAGCUUGAUGCUGAGAUUAAGUUUUGUUAUUGAAGGAAAAUGUCGUCAACAACAACAACAACAUUGGUUUAUUAUUUAUUUUCCUAGUUUUAACGCAACUUUUUGAGCUCAUACCAGUAAAAAGUUUCCUUUCCUUACAGAACAUUUCUCCAUUUUGUAGACUGAUCACUCUUAAAGUUUUCCCCAAAACAGUGUGAACAAUAAUCUUUUGAAUCCAUUAUUUAUCAGAUCUGGUGGCAAAUGUAUUUGUGAAUUACUAAUUUCUGUUCAUGAGAAGCAUAAAAAAAUCUGAGAUUUAUUAUAUUAAGACUACUUAAUUGGUUUGUGGUGAUGGAUUUCACCUCCAGAAAUUGAUGUUGAAUUUUAUGGGAUUUUGAUUGAAAUUCUACCAAUCUGUCACUUAAAAAAUGAAACUAAAAUUUGCAAACACACUUACACCCAGGUCUGCUUCAGACAACCACAAUGUUAGGAUAUGGUUUUUUCCUUAACAGUGACUUUGCAUAUACCUUGUUAUUGAGUACCUUUGCUGACUAUUUCAUUUUAUUUUCUAUUCACACUCAUAUCAGUCUUUUUGUGCUUUUCAGUUAAUACCACCACAGCAGUUUACACUUUCAUAAAAUGUUUGUUUGAAAUAUUUAAUAUCUGUUUUCCUCUUCAGUGUGACUUUGUCUAUUUUUUUCAAGGUCGCAUAUCCCCUUUUUUUUAAUUGAAAAAAUAUACAUGAAGUAUAACAAUUACAUAAAUGAAAAUAUAGCCUAUAAAAUUUCCAUUGAAUUUGAGCUUUUGACUGUCAACAUUUAACAAAAAGGUGGUAUUUGUGUUUUUGUUGCUCUACGUUGCUUUUGGAGACUAUGUUUCUGUGUGUGUUUCAGCCAGUAGCUGGAUGCUCAAAAUAGAUGUAAUGUAUACCUAUGUCCUCUGUUAUGUUACAUGAUACAUAAUUAAUUCACUCAUCACAGUUUGGGUAUAUGGAUUUAAAGUAAUAUGGUGUGUAGAUGUGGCUUACUUCCUAUUUGUCUUGUACUUUUUCAGCUAGGCUCGUACAACGUCCACCAGUAGUUGAUAUUUCUGUAUUUGUGUGAAACGUCUGACAGGUUUAUGCAUUUUUUCCAGCCCCUCUGUUCUGGUGCUACUGUAGUGUUCAGUGCAGUCUACUGUGUUAAGUGUUUCAAUUUCGGCGCAAAUGUUGUAAAUACAUAAUCACUUUAACUCAAAUUCCCAUUUCAUCUUCCAUCAUUAAAAUGUUUUGAAGGCA